Molecule: messenger RNA, 1142 nt
Organism: Danio aesculapii
Lineage: Eukaryota; Metazoa; Chordata; Actinopteri; Cypriniformes; Danionidae
Exons: 3
Coding region: 8-877 (289 amino acids)
Molecular function (GO): sequence-specific DNA binding
Source: RefSeq, a predicted model, not a curated record
AUUCGCCAUGGUUCUGAACUGUGCUUAUCCCGGAUGCCUGAAUCUUUUCAAGAAAGAGAGACUGCGCUCGAACUCCUCAUCGCACGGCGGAAAGCUGACCUUCCACCGCUUCCCGACGCUGGAGCCCGGCCGGCUGCUGCUGUGGCGGGCGGCGCUCGGGAUGGACCCGGACACACCCAUGAGGAGCCUGCGGGUCUGGAGGAUCUGCAGUGAACACUUCUCCCCGGAGGACUUCAGAGCCGUUAACGGGAAUAAAGUCCUGCUCAAAGCUUCAGCGGUGCCCAGGGUUUACCUCAGACCGGCUCCGGGCAGUCGUGCUGAAUCUGCACAACCAACACAAGACUGUAAAGAAGAGGAGACAGAGUUUCAAGUUUCAGAAGCUGAAGGUGUUUCACAGUCCAGGCCAGAGGUGCAUCACACCUACACAGCUGCACAGUCCAUGCAUUUGGAUGAACCAUCAAAGCGAGAAGAGCAUCCCGAAGGAAGACCUGACCUGAAUAUCAUCAAACUCCCAUCAUAUUCACCGUCAGCGAAGGAUCAAGUUGGUGUCUCACACACUUCAAGUCUUGCUCCACACACACAUUCAGCAUCAGCAGGAUCAUCAGAGAAGCUGGUGCUGAAGGAAAGGCAGUGGAUUGUGAACGAGUCGAGCGUGAUGGAUCUGUUCAGGAGAUGUCAGCAGUGCGGCGCUCUCAUCACCGACACCAGAACUGUGAUUUCCGGCUGCCUCCUGCGGGUGUACUGGGAAUGUGCUCAGAGACACAUCGGCCAGUGGAACUCCUGUGCCGGCAUACAGGCGCUACUGUCCAACCUGUGCCAGAAAGUGCUGGAGCCGCCCAGGCACAGCGCAGAGAUCAGACUAGGCAUGAGACGGUAACCCAAGGUUUCAAGAUUCACAGCGGUUUUGAGUAAACAUCCUCUGCUCUACCGUUUCAAGGAAUAUGCACAGUUGAAAAUGUCCAAAUCAUCAGCGCACUGCCACUUUAAAUCCUGAAGGACUCAUUUAAUCUUCAUCUUAGUCUUCAUCAGGUGUAGAUACGUGCGGCUGCAGCUGAGAGGAUGCUCACUUUGGCUGACGUUCACUGAAGUCUCUCUUCAUUUGCAUAAAGUAGAUUUAAAUAAACACAUACCUUUCUAAGGCA